CACAAAACUAGUCUCGAAGAUCGAGUUGCGCUGCUAUUUCGCCGACUCGCGUCUUUACUCGUCUCUAAUUCUAAAAUUUCAUCGGUUUACGAUUUUUCAUAGAGCGAUCGUGUGAUACAGCCAUCAUGUGCUUCAUGAACGAUAUGAAAGUUUUGUAACCCUGGAAAGUGUACUUUUUGAAUUGAAAGUUGCGCAAAUACAAAAUGUUUCUCAUCGAAAACUCGAAGAAAGAACAGCAGCAGCAGCAGCGAACGCGACGGUCGAGACGAUUGCCGAUAACAAAAGUCUGCGAUUAAUAAACCUCGACGUUAAAAAACAAACAGCACACGUGGCUCACAGUGCUAAUUUUUUUUUCCUCGUACGUAUCGAAAGACGGCAAAAAACGACAACAACAACAACAAAAAUAAAAAUAAGAGUGCGCAACAAUGACUAGGAACUUCAGGCGAGCUUUAACGAGAUUCGCGCUCGUGCUCUGUUUUUUCUUUCUGCUCUUUCUACUCGUCGUGCAUAAUAACAAGGGACUGGAAUCGCCGCUGAAAAUCAGGCGGCCGGACAGAGGUGCCGCCGCUGUGGCUGGCUUUGAAAAAUUACAGAGGGAGGCCAGCUUGGAAAAUAAGGAGCGCCGAGCACGCGUCCAAAGAGUUUGCCAGAAGUACAGGCUGGGCCCGUACAGAACGCCGGACUUUGAGCAGGAGUUCAGAGAACCACCGGCGCCCCAGUACAGCGUGUUUUACAUCGACAGAGCCCACAACAUCUCGUACUGUCCGAUUUACAAAGCCGGCAGCACCACGUGGAUCUACAACAUGUGCCUGCUGAACGGGGCUGAGGAGGCCGAGUUAGCCAGCGGAAAGGAGCAGAUAUCCAUGAUCGCCAGGAGACUCAUGCCGGAAAUCGAUUUGCCGCUGGCGGAAUCGUUGUUGAAUUCGAGCGCGAAAUUACUGAUCGUGCGACACCCGUUCGAGCGCCUGCUGAGCGCCUAUCGGGACAAACUGGAGAACUCCGUGGCCGGCAGAGAGCACGGAACGCUGCACUUUUACAAAAAGUUCGGAUCAAAGAUCGUGGCGAAAUUUCGAGAUGAGAACGUGAGCCCGCCGAGGGAGGACCAGUUCGUGAGAGUACCCGGUAAACCCGAGCCGGCCGGCGUCGAGCCAACCUUCCGCGAGUUCGUCGAGUAUCUCGUCAACACGGAUCUGGCCAACUACGGCGACGACCAUUGGAUGCCCUACUACCUCUUCUGCACGCCCUGCCUCGUCGAUUACGACUUCAUAGCCAAGGUUGAGACAUUGGCUCGCGAUCAGGCCUACGUGAUCCAUCGAUUGGGGCUGGACGAGGCGAUAAAGCCGCGCUGGCAGCACGCCGUGGGCAGCAGCAGCAAUGCUUCGUCGUCGUCCUCGCCGAGCAUCAAUCGAGUCUCCGACCUGGCCAAGAUCUACUUCGGCCAGUUGACGCAGCGCCAGCUGCGCAAGCUCCACGACAAAUUUCGCCUGGAUCUCGAGCUGUUCGGCUACUCGGCCGAGGAGUAUUACGAUUACGCGACGGCCGCUUAAGACUUUUUUUGUACGAGGUUUUUAUGUAUAGCU
Messenger RNA from Trichogramma pretiosum, 1580 nucleotides. RefSeq names its product carbohydrate sulfotransferase 11-like. Gene Ontology annotation, biological process: carbohydrate biosynthetic process. Gene Ontology annotation, cellular component: membrane. The coding region runs from base 426 to 1547 and encodes 373 amino acids. The record is from RefSeq and is a predicted model, not a curated record. The transcript is spliced from 6 exons. Gene Ontology annotation, molecular function: sulfotransferase activity. Lineage: Eukaryota; Metazoa; Arthropoda; Insecta; Hymenoptera; Trichogrammatidae.